This is a messenger RNA of Dunckerocampus dactyliophorus (ringed pipefish), 938 nucleotides long. Its product is annotated as histone H2A-like. The transcript has a single exon. NCBI's taxonomy places the organism in Eukaryota, Metazoa, Chordata, Actinopteri, Syngnathiformes, Syngnathidae. The record is from RefSeq and is a predicted model, not a curated record. Gene Ontology annotation, molecular function: DNA binding; structural constituent of chromatin; protein heterodimerization activity. Gene Ontology annotation, cellular component: nucleosome. The coding region runs from base 52 to 435 and encodes 127 amino acids.
UCCAAGCUGCGUCUUCCUGGUGGGGUUAUACUUUAGCUCCUCACUGUGAACAUGACUGGACGAGGCAAAACCGGCGGUAAGGCCAGAGCUAAGGCCAAGACCAGAUCUUCUCGUGCUGGGCUACAGUUCCCAGUGGGCCGUGUCCACAGACUGCUUCGUAAAGGCAACUAUGGCGAGCGUAUCGGUGCCGGUGCCCCCGUCUACCUGGCUGCCGUGCUGGAGUACCUGACUGCUGAGAUCCUCGAGUUGGCUGGAAACGCAGCCCGCGACAACAAGAAGACAAGGAUAAUCCCCCGUCACUUGCAGCUCGCCGUACGUAAUGACGAGGAGCUCAAUAAACUCCUUGGAGGCGUGACCAUCGCUCAGGGCGGCGUCUUGCCGAACAUCCAGGCUGUUCUGCUGCCCAAGAAGACCGAGAAGCCUGCUAAGAAGUAAGAUUGGACACCCGGACGACCCCAAAAUGGCUCUUUUAAGAGCUACACCCUUUCCUCUUAAAGAGAACACUUCUCUUGUGAAUACUUCAAAACUCACAACAAUAAAGUACUACUGCUUUAUUCAAAUGCAUUAUACAACAUCAUUGCUCAGAUUUGGACUUAAUUUAUCCAUAAGGCUUUAAAGUCUUAGUUCCCGUCAUGGGGGUAUACUACCAAAGUAACUCAACAAACCUGGGCUUUGUGCUCAAGAUGCAGCUCAACAAAACCUAAGUUCCCUACACAAACCAGUACUGCAAUGGUGGUUAUCAAGUUACCUCGGCAAGCCCGGGGUACACUUAUCCAUUUAAAAAAUAAAUCGGAGCAACAACUCGUAUUUUACAGCUCUGGAUUAAAAAAUGCUGUCCCUCGUAGUGACCACCAGGUGGCAGUGUUGACGUGUUUGUGGCGACUUUAGACUUUGACAAUGUUUUCCUUUUUGUUAUAAUAAACAAGUGUUUUGCUGCA